Melopsittacus undulatus (budgerigar) is the source of this 3087-nucleotide messenger RNA. It is a transcript of the gene CHST2, whose product is annotated as carbohydrate sulfotransferase 2. Gene Ontology annotation, cellular component: trans-Golgi network; Golgi membrane. Gene Ontology annotation, molecular function: N-acetylglucosamine 6-O-sulfotransferase activity. The transcript has a single exon. Lineage: Eukaryota; Metazoa; Chordata; Aves; Psittaciformes; Psittaculidae. The record is from RefSeq and is a predicted model, not a curated record. The coding region runs from base 108 to 1403 and encodes 431 amino acids. Gene Ontology annotation, biological process: N-acetylglucosamine metabolic process; sulfur compound metabolic process; carbohydrate metabolic process.
CGGGGGGCCGGCCAGGAGACGGCGCCGGGGGCGGUGCGCCCUGCUGCCCGCCGCGGGCCCCGGGGCGCCGGGGCGCUGAGCAACAGUUGGCCCCGCUGCCGCCCAGCAUGAAAGUGUGCCGGCGGAAGGCGCUGGCGCUGUGCCUGGGCUACGCGCUCCUGCUGCUCCUCGCUGCCCUCAACCUGCUGGAAUACAAGUGGCGGCGGGAGCCGCGGCGCUGCGGGGAGCCCCCGGCCGCCCCUCGCCACCGUCCCCCGCCGCCACCUCCGCCGCCGCCGGCCGGGAGUGGCGGUCCGGCGGCUGCCCGGCGUCAGCUGGUCUAUGUCUUCACUACCUGGCGCUCGGGAUCGUCCUUCUUCGGGGAGCUCUUCAACCAGAACCCCGAGGUUUUCUUCCUCUACGAACCGGUGUGGCACGUCUGGCAGAAGCUGUACCCUGGGGACGCCGUCUCUCUGCAAGGGGCAGCCCGCGACAUGCUGAGCUCCCUGUACCGCUGCGACCUCUCCGUCUUCCAGCUCUACAGCACGGCUGGCGCCGGCAAGAACCUCACUACGCUAGGCAUCUUCGGGGCGGCCACCAACAAGGUCAUCUGCUCCUCGCCCCUCUGCCCGGCCUACCGCAAGGAGGUGGUGGGCAUGGUGGAUGACCGGGUGUGCAAGAAGUGUCCCCCGCAGCGCCUCAGCCGCUUCCAGGAGGAAUGCCACAAGUAUCGCACGCUGGUCAUCAAAGGUGUCCGUGUCUUUGACUUGGCUGUCCUCGCCCCGCUCAUGCGGGACCCGACCCUGGACCUCAAAGUCAUCCAUCUAGUGCGGGACCCCCGGGCUGUCGCCAGCUCUCGCAUCAAGUCCCGUCACGGCCUCAUCCGGGAGAGCCUGCAGGUGGUGAGGAGCCGGGACCCCCACAUCCACCGCAUGCCCUUCCUUGAUGCUGGCCACAAGCUGGGCGGGAAGAAGGAGGGGGGUGGUGGCUCGGACUACCAUGCCCUGGGUGCCAUGGAGGUCAUCUGCAGUAGCAUGGCCAAGACCCUGCAGACUGCUCUGCACCCCCCUGACUGGCUCCAGGGGAACUAUAUGGUUGUGCGCUAUGAGGACCUAGUGGUGGAGCCCAUCAAGACCCUGCGGCAGGUGUACAGCUUUGUCAACCUGGCAGUCAGCCCAGAGAUGGAAAAGUUUGCCCUCAACAUGACCAGUGGCCCCGGCUACUCCUCCAAGCCCUUCGUUGUGUCGGCCAGGAACGCCACACAGGCGCUGAGCGCCUGGAGAACUGCACUCAGCUACCAGCAGAUCAAGCAAGUUGAGGAGUACUGCCACCAGCCCAUGGUCCUGCUGGGCUAUGAGAGGGUUGGCAGUCCUGAAGAGGUGAAGGACCUCAGCAGAACACUGCUCAGGAAGCCACGGUUGUGACGGGGCAGCGGGUGCCUGCCAACUGCCCUCGCUGGUGGCUGCGCCCUGCUGGGGAGAGGAGCUGCUCCAGCUGGCUUGAGUGAGGGAGGGAGCCGGGAAAAGCAGCCUGGCUUCUGAUUUCCUCCAAAGACUGCCGAAGGGUAACAUACAGUAAUGUGAUGAUUUAUUUCUCUUAUUUUAUCCCUCCCCUUGCAUUGGGUUAGAUGCUAUUAAAGUAAAUAAAUAAAGUGGAUCAGAAAAUAUGUGUAAAGCUCCUUUCCCCUUCUCUAAAAUGUCAGGUGGUGAUUCUGUACCAAAAUCUUGUUUAUGGAGUUGUUGUGGGCUGAAGAUGGUUAAUGGAAACUUGCACAAUUCCUAACACAUCUUUAUCUCCCUUAGUGUGAAGGGGUUGCCCUUGGAAAGCAUAAUGCUGAAAAUCAGACUUUUUGUAUGAAAGAAAAUAUGAUGUGAUAGUAAUCAAGAAACCAAUAAAUGAUAUUCAUUUUUAUAAUUACCUCAAUUUUUUGGGAAUUACGGUGUUGCUUAUGUACAGCUGGAGGGGAUGCUUGCUUAAAAUAGCAACAUGGACUUUCAAAUAGGUAUGGGUGGGGGGCUGGAGUGCAACAUUUGACGAGUUCAAAGAUUAGGAGCUGCUUUUGCAGAAACAAGUACAGAUCUCACAAAUGUAGUGCAGGUUUUAUGGCUAUGUAAAAGCAGGUUUCUAUUUAACUAUUGUCUUUUCUGUUGUAUUUAUAAAGUCUUUCAAGUGCCACUGUAUUAGUGUUCUGAGAGUUCUCAAACGUUUUCCAUCACAGCAGUAUUUAUUUUUGUCUUGACAUGUAUGUCCAGGAGUCACUGUCGAAUAGAAGUGGUUCUCCAGCGUGACAAGAAGUGCAGGAUUUAAAAAUACAUCAUACUGGAAACAUUAGCAUGUGUGGAAACAAAAAAUUAUAUAUUUAUAUAUAUUAAUAUAGUGCUAACAAUACAUAAGAUAUAUAAGAUAUUUCUUGACAUUGGUUGAUAACAGGCAUAGCAGGGAAGCAUAAAAAAUGCAUAAAAUGAUUUAUUUUUCCCCUUUGUCAAGUGUCCAAAGUUAUAUUUAUGUACAAAGAGGAAGAAAACAUUCAGCUGUCUGUUCAUAGCUAUGAUGGAGCUUUUAUGGAGUCAAGCUAGCGUUUGAGUUCAGAGUGCUGGUUAGAUGCUUGUUUCUUGUGAAUUGUCAUUGCUCUGUGGUGGAGCCAGAUGGUGGUCUGGCUCUUUCUGGGAGCUUUGCCUAGAGACUGCCCCAUCGUUAAAACUUGAUUAAAAAAACCCAACCCAGAACAGAUUUUACUACUUCUGCUUUUAUAAUUUCCUGAAAAACUCUUGUUUUGUUAAAGGUUAAGUGGUGUGUUGCAUAUGAGAAGUACAGACACCUCAAGUAGUUUUUAAUCUUUGUGGUAUUCUCUGAUGCUCUUUGAAGGCUCAUUUUGGAACCUGAGUUUUUAAAUGAAAGUGGUUUUUGCCAAAUGGUUCUCUUAGGAGACUGUAGAUUUUUCUACAAGAAGUACAUUUUACAUUGCCUAUUUGGGUGUUGUGCCUUCAGAAAUUGUGAAGAGUAUGAGUCGGAAAAAGGAAAGUGGUUUGUGAAAAUAAACUGAUUUUAACAGUUUAUCAAACUGUUUAUUAACUGUUGUUAAACAGUUUAUUAAACUGCUGAUAAGUG